AUGGCUCGCCAACCAGCAACCGUUCCGCUUGUCACGAAGCGGCUCAUGGGUUCCAAGGCACGCAACCACAAGAAGAGCAAGCUCAUGAGCCCCGCACCCACCCUGGAGGCCACCGCGGAGGAAAAGGUCCGCAUCGUCAAGCGUCGCAUCGAAAAGGCAGAGCGCGACGAGCGGAUGGACAUCACCAUGGCCCUCACCCCGGUCAAGACCUACAUGGGUGGCUUCACCCGUCCCAAGGAUCUUCGCGCGCUCUACUGGUCCAAGGGCGGCCGCUUCCAGCGUCUCGGCAAGGUCUUUGAAGCUCCACCCGAGGCCGCAUAUGAGCCGCACACCGUCUUCCUUCUCGAGGGCCGCUAUGAAACUCGCCAUGGACUCGGCCGUCCAGAGACGUUUGACCACGUCGUCGGUUUCUGCCGCGAAUCCGACUUCCCCGACGUCCUCAAGAAGUACAACUCCCCCCGUGCUCCCACCAGCGAGCUCGAGUCCAUGGACAACGCCCGCUGGCCCUGGGGCAAGCAGCGUAACACCACUCGUAUCAGCUGGUGGGCCAAGGGCGAGGAUGCCGAGGCGAUCCGCAGGGAGAUCAUGACUGGUGAACUUGCAUCAGAGCCUGCUGACUCUGCCGCCAGGCACGCCAGCUCAGCCAUUCCACCUACUGUUCCUAGGUCCCCCAUGCAGCCCCAGGCCCGCGCCUUCCACACCUCUGCGCGUGCGUUCGAUACCAACUCGUAUAACGCAGACCACAUCGUUCCCGACUUCUACAUCCAGCAUAAGAAGCAGAAGAAGGCCACUAACAGCAACGGCGAGGAGGUGGCCGUCGAGGAGGCCGAGGAGGUUCCGGUCGAAUACCAUCUAGAGGACCAAAACACCCAGGUCCGCGACCCAUCGCUGCGCAACACUGGGAUUCGCAAGCGCUCGCACAAGGGAGCCGCACUCAUGCCCCACCUCUCCGACUCGCUCAUGUCGGACGAGAUCUCAGCGAGCACUCGCCGUCUGCGCGGCAAAAUCCCUGUUGAGCACUACGACGCCGACGGCAACCUCGUCCACUCGAGCGGCUACGUCACCCCGGGCUCGCAGGGGCACUCGAGCCACUCGCGUGCCCACCGCCGCAAGGAGAACCUGCGUGACGAGGAAGAAGAGCACGCCGCGCAGACCGCCGCUGUCGCGGAGGCUGUGCUAGAGUCCGACCUUGACACCCUCAGCGCCGUGCGCACGCGCCCUCACCCGCACAAGGUUCCCUUUGAAGUGCGCGACGCUGAGGGGCAGGUCUUCCACCCGAGCGGCUUUGCCCCGCCCACGCCCGCUGACGAGUUCAAGUACUCGGACAGCGCGAGCCUGGAGCGCGAUCUCAGCUCCGCCGUCAGCAGGCAGCGUGCCCGCGAGCGCGACGCCUCGACGCCCAAGGGCGGUCGCGGUAUCCACACUACCGCUAUUGCCCGCGCCACCGUAGCCUUCCACCACCCUCUGCCCAUGGCACCUCCCGAGGCACCCAAGGCCAUCCAGGCCGAGGCUGAAUCUGAAGCAGAGAGCCACCACGCCGCGGUGAUGGACCCCACAGCUCCGCGCCGCUCCCUCCCGCUCUCGCCCGAGGUCAAGGCCGUGCGCGACGCGUACAUGCCCACGCUUGCCGAGAAGCCCUUCUUCCGCCCGCUGCUCACCCUCAGCGUCUCCACGCGCCCGCUCGCAGCCACGCUUGUGCGCCUCUCGCGCUCGCUCGAACGCGGCCUGCCCUUCUACGCCUCCAUCCCGCCCGAAGACCGACGCAGCGGCCCGUCCUUCAACGCGCGCGUGCGCCACCUCCGCCUCGACCGCAUGCAGACGCUCGCCGUGCAGCUCGCGCAGCUGCUCGCCGGCGCGCGCGGCGGGCUCACCGGCCUGCGCUUCUCGCCCGCAGACACAGCGCGCGGCGUCGACGGGCACGGCUUCGACGACACGCUCCCCUGGGACAAGCGCGUCAUCGGCGUCGGCGUCGGCAACUGGCAGACGCGCGCACCCGAGAUCAAGCAGUCGUUCCGCGCCGCCGCCGCCGAGGACGUCCAGGCCGCGUACACCUCCUCGAGCGCCCCCGCGGACAAGGGCGCGCUCAGCGUGUACGGCCUGGACGAGCACGGCCGGCGCAUCUGCGACGAGACGGGCGCGGAGAUGCCGUACGCGGCCAAGCCGAGCCCGAGCCCGAUUAUGCGGGCGAUCGCGGACGAGAUGCGCGCGCGCAAGGAGGACAAGCGGCUCGACUGGGCCGAGGACCACGGCGACCUCACCGCGGGCGAGGUAAACCGCCUGCGCCACGAGCGCAGGGUCCGCAGGGAGACCGUCGCGCGCGAGCACCCCGACGCGCUCGCGCGCUUCCUCGCCAAGGGGCCUAACAGCAUUGUGCACCCUUGA
Molecule: messenger RNA, 2382 nt
Organism: Coniophora puteana RWD-64-598 SS2
Lineage: Eukaryota; Fungi; Basidiomycota; Agaricomycetes; Boletales; Coniophoraceae
Exons: 2
Coding region: 1-2382 (793 amino acids)
Source: RefSeq, a predicted model, not a curated record